GUGAGUUGAUUGAAGGGACGCUGGAAAUGCGUGCGUGUGACUGUGAGUGGACGGAGACAUCGUUCGCCAUCAGCCCACCUGUCACCUUAAAGCGGCGUCGGUUCUCCAGCGUGGACAUAAAGGACGUCACCAAGAGACGGAGCCGCACUGCCGACAGGGUUUCUGUUGUUUCCAGCAGCGCAGACCCACAGUCAGCAUCCCCGGUCCACCACAGUCAACCACUCACCCAGUGAGGCUGUCACUUUGGCCAAGGCUCUUGCUCCACCUCUGCGUGCAUCUUUACCCUAAACCAGGGAUCCUGUGGGUGUCGUGCUGCAAACACAGCUCUCCAGAGCAAGCCGACUGACUCGGGUGGGGCUCUACGGGAAAACUCUCACCAGGGCCACGGAAGAAGCAAGGCCCACCAGCCAUUAGAAGAGCCAUGCUCCGUCAGUCCCAUCAUGACCAUAAUACCAGCAGCAUCAUCACCUCCAUUCUCCACAUCCAGCCCCAGCUGAUGCUCGCUCUGGCCCUCGCUGUACUGCUGUGUCCCUUCAGCAGCGUGCUGAGUCAGGGGGAGCCUGGCCAGACUCAGACCCAGACCCCAGCCCAGGUCCUCCAGAACCUGCUGGCCCGCUACGGGGACAAUGCCACUAUCAGCGUGCCCCAGCUCCGCUCUCUUCUGGCCCGCCUCAGCCAGGGCCAAAGCGACGGCAGCAGUAACUGGACCGCCAUUACAGAGAGACCCCCCACCACACACCCUAAAACUAACGGCUCCAAGUGCCUGCCUGCAGACACACUGGCUGUUUACAGCAUCGGUGAGCAAUCACGGCUGGAUGGGCGAGGCUUACAGGAGCUGUGUCCCACCAUGCUACAGCAGUUGGACGCUGGCGCCUGCGGGGCAGAGAAAGAGGAGGAGCUAAGCAUUGACACCGCCGCUAGGCCAUCAGAUGCUGAAGUUUGGGGAUACGGGUUCCUGUGCGUGACGCUGAUCUCGCUGUGCUCACUGGUGGGCGCGAGCGUGGUCCCCUUCAUGAAGAGAACCUUUUACAAGCGACUGCUGCUCUACUUCAUAGCCCUGGCCAUUGGCACGCUCUACUCCAACGCCCUGUUUCAGCUCAUCCCAGAGGCCUUUGGUUUUGACCCCAUGGUGGACCUGUACGUGUCCAAGUCCACCGUGCUGUUCGGAGGGUUUUACCUUUUCUUCUUCACCGAGAAGGUCCUCAAGGCGCUGCUCAAACAGAAGCACGAGGGUCACAGCCACUACCCCAGUGCAGAGCGCUACUCAGCGGCCAGUGGGGACAUGGAGGAGGGUGUGAGGGAGAAGCUGCAGCAGAAUGGCGAGGCCAGCGGCCUGGCCCUGGGCAAGGUGGACGCAGGCGAGGGCGAGCUCAUGCUGAGCCCUGCUCAGAUGCCACAGGACUCACAGAGCCCAGAGGGUGGCAGUCGGUCUGGAGGUGGCGGUGGAGGUUGUUACUGGUUGAAGGGGACGACCUACUCUGACAUCGGCACACUGGCCUGGAUGAUCACGCUGAGCGACGGCCUGCAUAACUUCAUCGAUGGUCUGGCCAUCGGUGCAUCCUUCACUGCCUCUGUCUUCCAGGGCAUCAGCACUUCAGUGGCUAUCCUGUGUGAGGAGUUCCCCCACGAGCUGGGAGACUUUGUUAUCCUGUUGAAUGCGGGCAUGAGCAUUCAGCAGGCUCUCUUCUUUAACUUCCUGUCGGCCUGCUGCUGUUACCUGGGCAUGGGCUUUGGGAUUCUUGCAGGUAACAGCUUCUCCCCCAACUGGAUCUUCGCCCUGGCAGGGGGCAUGUUCCUGUACAUCGCCUUGGCAGACAUGUUCCCUGAGAUGAAUGAGGUGAGUCGUGAGGAAGAGGAGGCCGGGGGCAAGCGCUUCCUUCUGACCUUUGCCAUCCAGAAUGCUGGCCUCCUAACAGGAUUCUCCAUCAUGCUGCUCCUCACCACCUACUCUGGACAAAUACGGCUGGAGUAGCACCGGAGACACCCGGACCAAAACUGCUCUGGACUCAUGGGAAUCAGACCCCGGGCCUUAGCUGGUUUAUUCAAUUAUACCUACACUGGUCCCAAAAUUGGACCCAGACCAAAUUUGGUCAAAAGAGAGCCCUCCCAGGGUAAUUUUCCUCCCCCCUCAGUACCCUUUAUCCCCCUCAGAUCCAGUUUUAUCCAGUUUCCAGUAGUUACUCACAGCCUAAUGUGGAGAAUAUGCUGGUUGUGCGGCAGGAACGCACCUCUGUCAAAUUUUGUAUACCUGUUCAUAUGCAGUUCCUUUAUGCAGUAGAUUACUGGCAGAUGGGGAGAGGAGGGCAGCUUUGUUCCUUCAUGUCCCUUCUUUUGACCAGGCCCCCUGCCAUCAGUGAACUCCUCCCUCUGCCAGUUUCAGAUAGAGUCUACAUCUAGUCUUCAGCUAAGACAAGUCUACAAGACAUGACAAGACAUUGUACACCAUUUACUCGGACCAUGAACUGAUGUGCAAUACUCCCCCAAUAACUCAAAUUGCCCCUUAUACCCAGGAUACUGGCAGGCCAUUUGGGCUCUGGCUUCUUCCUCCUGCUCUGAUCCUUCUCCCAUUGGACGCAGAUGAGCCUCCUGUCUAGGUGGAGGCUAUCUAGACUCAGUAGACGGUGUUUAAAUUUAGAUCAGACACCCCCUGUGUGCACACAGCUCAUCCAGGAGUGGGAUAAGCACCGUCAGGUAGAAGCAGCUGCUUUUAGACCUACUAUUUUAGACCUGUUCUGUUUCUUCCCUCGCUGAACAUAGGCGCCCUCGUCUACACCAUACAAAAAAACAAACAUGGACUCGAACUGGAACUUUUAAUCAAGUGUUGAAAGCAAAAUGACUUAAAUUUGACUUUGGUCUGUUUUGUGCAUUGAUAGAUUAUUUUUAAGUAAUUUGCAAAAACAUGAAAAUCUGGAGUCUUUUGCAGACCAGAUGUGGGCAGGUUGCUGGUGAUGUUGGAGCACUGCAUUGUGGGACAGAGUCUGUUUGGAACGGCAUACUUUCUCUCAGUUUAGUGCGCUGUUGUGUCGGAGACAUCUUCACCACGUACUGUAGUUUCCGGUCCCUGAGCAGGUCUGGACCUGUGCUGUUCCGUGUGACCGUUCUCAAGUGCAUGUUAUCGGUGGCUUGUAUCCCACUCUGAUCCUCCCGGUGUCCAGAGCGUCUGUGUCCAGUAGCUAGCCGUCUGUGCCCUUCAUGACUGUAGCACCAACGCGUCUUUUAAACUGCCUUGUUUUCUUUGUGUUUUGUGUUUUACUUCUGAAUUGCUCCUGGUCUCGGACCCUGCGGAUGCUGUGUGAUACUAUAUUCCUCAUUCACCACAUGUCCCGUGUAGUUCUUCCUUUGGUACCUGGCAAGUCUCAGAGCAUUUCUUUUUACGUCUGUUUGAUAGUCAGUAGAAUACUGCGUUUGGACUCAUAGGCACACACACUUUGCCUAAACCUUUGUGACCUUAUAAUAACUCAUAAUAAUAUGCUGUAUGGAUAAGGUUUCUUAUCGUGGGAAAUACCUCCUGCUUCUCCUGCAUCUCCUGCUCUGCUCCUCUGCAUUUUGUUUUGUUUUGUUUUUGUUUUUUGUUCUGUUUUGUUUUGCUUUGUUUUGUUUUGUUGUGUUCUGUUUUGUUCUGUUUUGUUUUGUUGUGUUAUGUUUUGCUUUGUUUUGUUUUGUUUUUGUUUUGUUGUGUUAUGUUUUGCUUUGUUUUGUUUUUGUUUUGUUGUGUUAUGUUUUGUUGUGUUAUGUUUUGCUUUGUUUUGUUGUGUUAUGUUAUGUUAUGUUGUGUUGUGUUGUGUUGUGUUUGAAACAAGGGGAACCAGGAAACUGUACUGGUAUCCGUUCUGCUAUGAAGCGGCUGACUGGGCUGAGGUACUUGUGCAGUGUUGCGGUUGGGUGUGGUCCGGAUGGUUCUGCCUGUAAGUAAGGGGGCCGUGCUGAAAGCCGAGGUGAGUGUGGGGAGGACUACACAGCCGCACAACAUUCUGCAGUGUGCAGGCGAGCUUGACUGGGCUGCUGGAGAGCUGGCUGCAGUUGACCCGGGAGUGACUGGCUUGUUCUGUGCGUGGUCGUUCAUCAGAACCUUGACGUUCUUUAAUAAUGAAAUAUGAAUAUUUGAAGAUUACAAGAUAACCCAGCAGGGAGCUGGAAGCCAUAAGUUGCAGUAGUAUUCGACGUACUCAGAACUUGCAAGAUGGGACAUUCUUACUUUUCUCCCAGAUGGAAAAGGGAAACCAAGCAAUGAAACCUCGGAGCGCAGAUGGCUGAGGACGGGUGUCUGAGAUGCUCUGAGAUCUGAGGGUAUGGAUGGGAUAUUUCAUGUCUCUGUGCUUCAUUGAGCCAUGCGCACACCAGGUAGAUCAUGUGGUUUGAUUCCCAGUGAGCCAUUGGGUCAUUGCAGUGAUGCGAUGCCAUUAAGUCGUCGUUUCUGCCCCAUGCUUCCUGGUAAGACUGUCUUUAAGAUACUGUAUAACCGUUCAUAAGUUACUUAACGAGGAGGAGCACAGCUGACAAGGGUCAGGAGCACCUGCUGCCUCUGCAGUGUGUGCUGUUCAACACUGUAAUGGGACAAACCGUGACUCCAAACACCCUCUUACUCUUCACACCGUGGCUGCCCUGGCAGCAAGCGGUGGCUGAUGACGUCAGGCGGCGUGAAGACACCGCCUGACGUCAUCAGUCGUUCGUAGUACAGAUGUGUUCUUACACACCCGUGGACUGUUGGAGCCGCGAGGUUUGUCUCGGGGACCAGUGUCGAGCCUGGGGAAGCCCUGAAUGUAGACACCGGUUGGCUGGCACUGAUGUCUCUGUCUACUUCCUGUGACGAGCCUGGGUGACGGCUCGUCACAGGAAGUAGACGAUAGAGGUUAGGGGAAGGAAUUUCAAAUAACCAUCAGGUUUUGCUUGAGGCUGUGGGGCAGUCUUGUUACCUAAAAGCUGUUGCAUGGGUGUGCGAGAACACAUGUGUGCGGAGGCCUGGUGAGCGAGGCCACGGCUGGUGGUGGUGCUGUGGGAGACUGGUGUGCACAGCGCCCCCCUCAGUGUUGCUCCUCAUGUAAUUUAUGGGAAACCUCGUCAGCCUUGUGUCAUGCAACUGUGUGUGUGUCUGUGUGUGGGGGGGGGUUUAUACAUAAACAUCCAUUU
Messenger RNA from Lampris incognitus (smalleye Pacific opah), 5127 nucleotides. RefSeq names its product solute carrier family 39 member 14 (gene slc39a14). NCBI's taxonomy places the organism in Eukaryota, Metazoa, Chordata, Actinopteri, Lampriformes, Lampridae. The transcript is spliced from 10 exons. Gene Ontology annotation, biological process: intracellular zinc ion homeostasis; zinc ion import across plasma membrane. Gene Ontology annotation, molecular function: zinc ion transmembrane transporter activity. The record is from RefSeq and is a predicted model, not a curated record. Gene Ontology annotation, cellular component: membrane. Bases 422 to 1972 code for a protein of 516 amino acids.